This is a messenger RNA of Mizuhopecten yessoensis (Yesso scallop), 495 nucleotides long. RefSeq lists its product as uncharacterized. Lineage: Eukaryota; Metazoa; Mollusca; Bivalvia; Pectinida; Pectinidae. The coding region runs from base 54 to 431 and encodes 125 amino acids. The transcript has 5 exons. The record is from RefSeq and is a predicted model, not a curated record.
UUGUGGAACGUACCCCUUAAAUCUGGUAGCAGAGAUCGGCUGUAUAUUCCAAUAUGUCGCCCUGGACUGUUGCUGUUCUUCUUUCUUGUUGCUUCGUUGGUUUUGUGACAGCUGAGCGCCUGUCAUGUUAUGACUGUUUUCUGGAGACUGACGAGUUAAAAUGCAACACGACUUACACCUGUAAAGAAGGCGAGGUAUGUUACAUUAACCGGCUCAUCGGAGACUUCUACGGGAACCCGUGCCUUUACAAUCUCGGAUGUAAAAUAAUAGAGGAAUGCAGUUCCCUUCAGGAGCAGCUACAGACAGGAAAUCCGAGCCCGACAAGGAUACGUGACGGUGACGCUAUCGACUAUAUGGACUGUUGCACCACUCCUGGGUGUAACCGGCACCGGAUCACACCUCCAAGUGACAUGUGUGUUGUACAGAAUUAACGAGCACAAUGUCAGUGCGUCAAUUUGUCAUCAUGUGUCCCUUAAAAAUGGAGACUUUAUAUAA